Pocillopora meandrina is the source of this 10596-nucleotide messenger RNA. NCBI's taxonomy places the organism in Eukaryota, Metazoa, Cnidaria, Anthozoa, Scleractinia, Pocilloporidae. The record is from the annotation of a GenBank genome assembly.
AUGAUGCACUGGUUUGUCUAUGUUGUGAUGCGCGCGCGUUUGGUUUUCUCACGUCCCCAAAACAACAUGUCGUCCUCUGAUCCUGUAAUGACUUCUUCCAGUACCAUCAUUUCUUCCGAAAAUAAAUUAGCUGCCCUUUCUCAAACACAGCCGGAGAAGCCUUUCCAUUACACGUAGGUGUAUUUGUGAUUUUCUAUGUUUUGCGAACGUUUUUACGUGUUGUCAUAAUUUUUUUCCUUUCGAAUCGUCCAGGUACCUGAAGGAGUUUCGGGUCGAGCAAUGUCCACUAUUUCUACAGCACAAGUGUACAGCUCACAGACCCUUCACCUGUUUUCACUGGCACUUCAUGAAUCAAAGAAGGAGGAGACCGAAAAAGAAAAGGGAUGGCACCUUCAAUUAUAGUCCUGAUGUUUACUGCACUCAGUACGAUGAAACGUCAGGGAUUUGCCCGUCCGGAGAUGAGUACGUACCAGGGAUUUUUGCUUGCAUCUGCCUCGUUUAUUUACGGACUGGAGGCCUUAUACUGUUUAUUUUUGGUACGGGUGAUGAAUUGCUGACUUAAAGUCCUUUUCUCUUUCAGCUGUCCCUAUUUACACCGCGUAGCUGGCGAUGUGGAACGUCGAUACCAUCUUCGUUACUAUAAAACUGCAACCUGUGUUCAUGAGACCGAUACUCGAGGAUAUUGUGUAAAAAAUGGCCCACACUGCGCGUUCGCUCAUGGACCACUCGAUCUGAGACAACCAGUGUAUGAUAUACGAGAAUUACAAGCCAUCGAGAAGGAGGAAACUGAAGUAGGUCAGGCAGGGAUAGAGAAUAACAAAGCAGUUCUAGAAGAUCCCCGCUGGCAAGGUUUGUGUAGUACUGUACGUUGCUCUAAAUGUACACAGUGCUAUCUUCAUUUAAACUUUCAUGGUGAUUUGGUCGCAACCGUAAAGUAUACAGUCGUUGUCAUUUCGCGUUGUUAUGCAUUUAAAGGUAACAAAUGACCGUAACCUUCGAGGCCCUAUGAUACGACCUCGAAACAGAGAUAAGAAUUCAAUUGCGUUGGAGUUUACUAUAUUUUCGCCUUAUAUUCGCAUUGAAAACAAAAUCUUCGAACGUCUCACCGUUAGAACCUCAUUUUCGUUGAAAAAUAUGGCGAUUAAUUCGUUUCCUUGAUGUUAAUAAACGCUAAUGUGAUGAGAGAUUUCUCUUCCGUUUAACAAAGUUGUGGUUCUUACAGAGUUAUUCAUUAUUUAUGGAUUCUUCUAUUGUCUUUACGGUUAAAAUCUGAUCGCAGUUAAUCUUUAAUCUUUUCCACUUUGUUCGUGGAUGAGGAAUUUCCAGUGUAACAUCGUUUACUGUCAAGUAUUUGUGCUUUCCCUGGUUAAUUGUAUACCAUAAUUUGUGUCCUGUCGGAAGCUGGUGUUUUCCUUCUCAAAGUAGUAGCUGUCCUUUGUGAUGAAAAUUGAGCUGUGUGCAAGGUAAUUAUUUAUCAGUGUCUCAGUGAAAUAGUGGUAAACAGUAAAUUUAUCUCAGCCUUUUGAACAUAUACAAAAGGCAACAAGCUGUUGAUAGAAUAUUAUCUGAUAUUUCUUAGAUACCAACUAUGUUUUAUCAAGUUACAAGACUGAACCAUGCAAAAAGCCACCAAGACUUUGCAGACAAGGCUAUGCUUGCCCUCACUAUCACAAUAGCAGGGAUAGGCGACGCAGUCCAAGGAAAUUUAGAUACAGGUAUUGUACUAGUGUCCUCAAGGCCAGCUUAUGUAUGCAUACAAUGCCAAUGCAAAAACAAAUGCUGGUUGUUGAAAUUAAAAAAUGCAAGCAAAGGAAAGUGAAAAAUGUUUCAAUUUUUCACCUUUGCUCUGGAAAACACACAUGCAAGGACAGAUCUAUGUUGUUCCAUUAAAUAUCCAUGCUCCCACCUUGAAGGGGUUUUAAGUUUUAAUCUCUCUCUUCCUUCUAGACAUACUUCUUGUGCUUCAUAUUUUCCUUAGAAAAAUUUGCUGUAAAUGAAAUUUAAAUACAUGCAAAUAGCCAAAAUUGAAAUUUUCUAGGAAGACAUUUUUGCAUUGUCACUAACCUGGAACACAUUCAAAAUAAAUGCAUGCAACUUGAGCGGUACAUUGUUUGUUUUAUUUUUCCUGAUACUUGACCAAGUUUCUUUAAGUGUGAUUUUCAGAUUUAAAAUUGGUCUUUUUUUUCAUCACCAGUGCCAAAUGUAAUUUUUUUUCAGUUAUUGAGAGGUAGCCAUAAAAGCAAAAAUUAUAAAUUUUUUAAUUGGCCAUUGGUUUGGUUUCCCCAUUUCUCAAAGUUGUCUUAAUCAACCAUUAAUGCCAUGAACGUACUCUGUUCUGUCAUUAAAUCAUACUAAAUUGUUAGAAAACAAAAGUUCUGGCAAAACAUGAAAUUUAGUCAGUUUUUUCUCUCGACUCUUGAGUAAGUUUUAACAAGGAAUUUGAUACGAGAUAGAAUGGUGUGGAUUGUGUCUGAGCAACACAACUUUCAAGAAUUUGAACCCAGUCCUUUGAAGGCAUGUAGGUGCUUGUUUUAAGCCACUUAAAGCAUGCCUUUGAGAGAGACACAUCUUGUCUUGUUUCCUGUUUCCUCUUAAUGAGCACUUGUCAUAAUAUUUUCCAAGAAAAAUUGAGAUACUUAUAAAUUAUCUCAAAAUGUGAGAGAAAGUACUAUUUUUGUAAUUCUGAUUAAAGACGAGUGAAGCUUUGUAGUUUUUCAAUUACAAAACAUGCUGUAUUUCAAGUUAAUUUUCAGUUUGGAUCAUCACUUUGAAUAUUGCAACAACAUUUAUUAUAAGUGCAAGCAAAUUUACAACACAGAGCAGCCUUGCUGCUAAGCUUUAACCGAUAAGGACAUAAACAUCUGUUUGUCCAACCAAUAUAAAGUAAUAUAAAGUAUGUAUUUGACUUUCUAAGACUCAACUAAUAUUUUGCUGUCUUUCACUUGGUGUAAUUAUUUGUUCACUUGAAGACUGCUGACAUAGAACUAGUCCACAGGUAGAAAACAAACUUUCAAAAUGCUUCUGAAGUGGUUUGUUUUGUGCUAGGAGAGUGAUAUCAUUAAGUUGGAAAGUGGGAUAAUUUUGCUCUUGAUAUUGCAUGUAGUCUCUUUUUCAAAUAUUAUGAAUACAAUGGUCUCUCUCUGUCUCUCAGUAUUCAUGUAUUUUGAAGCAGCUAUUAUUUAGACCAGUAUAACCAUUAACAGACCAGUUUAUUUCUUUCAUUUGAUUUGAUUUCAAGAUCAACUCCUUGUCCUCAUGUGAAGCAUGGUGAUGAAUGGGGAGAGCCAACAAAUUGUGAUAGUGGAGAUGGUUGCCCUUAUUGUCACACAAGAACAGAACAACAAUUUCACCCAGAGGUGUGUUGUAACAUUAUUGUUAAUAAAUCUUUGAAAGUUUCCUGGAUUGACUAGUGAAGAGUGUUGAAUGAUGUAGUUAAGGUCUGCACUGAUAGUCAUUAAAGAUGCAACUGAUUUCAAGAAUGAAUGAAAGUUACUUUCAGUUGUUUGUGCUAUUGUGGCUUGUAAAUUGAAAAGAUUGUCAGAUGUUAUGCCUGACAAUAAUUUUUCUUGCUCAGGUAAGAUGACGGUGUCUUUUAAGAUUAGUAAGACUUGAUGAAAUUAGGUAUAAUUAAAAAAAUCAACAAGCGCUCUUGUCUCGCUGAACUGAUGACAGAUUUUUUCACAAAAUGAACAUUAAACUUUCCUGGCAUGCAUUAUGUUCGCCUUGUCAGCACAGAGGUGGCUAAUUACAUAAUAUAUAAGAAAGUCAUUUAUUUUAUGAUAUUUGUGACAGAUUUACAAGUCAACAAAAUGUAAUGAUAUGCAACAGACAGGCUAUUGUCCCAGAGGACCUUUCUGUGCAUUUGCACAUGUAGACCGUAAGUAUUUGGACCUGACUUAGGCUUGACAUGCGCUUUCUUUUCUUUUUUAAUUCUCACAAAAAUGACCAAUGAGUCACUUUUAAAUGUCAUCUACUUUAGUUUUCAACACCAGACAUUUACUUUUAUUUUAAAUCAUCAUGAGAUAAUCAUCUGAUUUAAAUAAACAGGUCACAUGUUGAAACAGUUUGUAACAGCUUAUUGGUUUGGCUCAAUUGUCUAUUGGCAGGCAAUAUUUAAUUUGAAAUGUUCUCUCACAAUGCACUUGAAUUGUUUUCUCACAAGGUUAUCUAGAAGUCUUUUUUUAAAAUCGCUAUGUAAUAUUUUUGUCUUUUUUUUUUUGGUCUUGCAUUUACAGCAAACAAGAUUAAACAAACUUAAUAAAAAAGGUUAAGUUUAAAUGAUUUGUUUGUCCACAGAGGAUACUGUUACCACUAAAGAAGCAAAUGGGGAGCAAGGUUUUAGUCAGGUACUAAAUACUGAUCAUAAAAUGCAAAAAAAGUUUUACAGUGUAGGGUCAUCUUGUUUCCUCUUUAUGGAAUACAAUUACUUGUAAACCAUUGUUACCCCAAUGGUUUACUCAUAGUUGGAGAAUACACAUCAAGAGAUAUAGGAUUAAGCCUUUGCACUUGAUGGUUGUCAAAGUUUUAUGUUCUUUAUGGUAAUUUUGUUACAUACAUUAGUUAAAUUUAUCAGUAAGUAUCUGCAAACUGUCAAGGGAAAUUUAAAAAGUGAUUGAGUAACCUGUGAUAGACUAGAGUCAAGGAAGCAGUGAGACUCCCAUUUGCUUUGUGCUAUGGAAAUGUAGAAAAACUAUGUUUUUUGUGGGCUAUUUAGCACAUCUGCAAACUUAGUGUACCUGAUUUGCAUAAGUUUGGUGGCUACUGGUUAGAAAAUAAUGCUUUGGUAAGUAACAGUAUCCUGUUCAUGAUUACUUCACAGUUUUAUUCAAUGCCUCCAUCACCAUUAAGUCCUGUUGAUAAUGGAGUUGGAUUUAUAGCAAGUUUAUCACAGACUAUCAGCAAACCUACACGAUCCAUGUCAACAUCAUCAGGAGGGUCGUACUCUAGUGAACCAUCCACUCCUUGUAGUUUAUAUCCUAAAGCUCCUGGUUCAGAACGUUCUGAGCGAAGUGGAAGUAGAGAAGAUGAACAUCAGGCUAGUAGAAAAACUGUAAAUAAUAAUGUUUAGUGCCUUUUGCUAAUUUCCAUUAUAGGUGAUGAUUAAAAUCCUCAUGUAACCUUUUUUCUUUUUUAUGUAACAAUGUAAUACUCUCUCCCUAGGCAUUCAUAAGAAAACAACUGUUAUCAAUCGAAAAUGACCCUACUUUAGAUGACAUAGAGAAAGCCCGAAGGAAGCAGGUAUGCACUUAAAGUUCUUUCUAGGUCAGUUUUGCUUUCAAAUGGAAUCAAAGCAAACUUUAUGAACUUUGCCUUUUAUUUGUGAAAUGUUGUGAACUGGGUGUAUAUUAAUGAUAUAAACACAUGCUAAUAUGAAAAUUUUUUUAUGGUAUGACCACUAAUCAUCAUGUAGAUAAGGGCAUCCUUGUGUUAUUGGAAUAAACAUGUGCACUGCAGAUUACAACUUUUCUCUCUUUCAGAAUGUAGUUAGUACAAGACAUUCCUUCUCUAUGGCCAGUUCUGCCUCAUCCAAUUUGUCAUCAGUAUCAGCCAGUGCACCACCCUUCUACCCUGCUGCUGACACUGUGGAGUCUGUGGUGGAGAGUGCCCUUGAUGACCUUAAUCUAGAUGACUUUGAUGUUACUGAAUUAGAGAAAGAGCUCAACAAUGCUUCACCAGUGUCAUCAACAAUAGGAGAUUCUCUGUCAGCACUUAACAUAAAUCCAAUGUGCUCAGCACCUGUUACCAUACCUGGGGCUGAUACAGGCCCAGGCUCACCCCAACCAUUCACUCAAUCACCCACUUCACCAUUAGGACAGUUUUCCUCAUCUUAUGGUUCCACCUCACAGUUAAUAUCAGGACAAAAGGUACUUGCAUUUAACAGUCUAUAGCAAAAAAAUAUAGCUAAGAAAAGAUGAAAAGAAAGUAAAGCCUCAAAAAAGUUUAGAAAAGGGCUAUACUCCAGGUAACUUUUGCAGAUGCGUUGGACCUGGUUUUAAGAGCUGUUUCCACUCUUUAAGAGGAGAAGGGUGCUUUUUUUCUGUUUAGCACAAAAUGUUGUUUGUAUCGGAUACAAUUUGAAUUAAUUAUGUUUCUUUAACAAGGCUGUUUAGUCUCUCUGAUAGUGUUUACGGGAAUUCAUUAUGUAAGAGUGACAAAAUGAUCAUGGGAAAGUUAAAAAGUAUUCCAACAGGACUCCAGUCAUUCAUAUUACACUGUGACUGGGUAAAACUAGGAUAGAAAAUAAUAUUGAAAUUUGCCUAGAAAACACAUUCAGGUCACCAUUGCUGUUGACAUAAAGUCUUGUAAACUUAUUUACUGUCACAAUGGAAUUUGAGUGACUUGGAUUUAUAUGAUGCAUGUUGUGGUAAUAUUUCAUUUAACUUGGUACUCAUUGGGAUGAAGUCUUCAAAUAUGCACAGCAGGUCCUAGAUAAAUGCAAUUCUGUUGAUGCUGUAAUUUGAUGUGUUAUUUUUCUUUUGCACAGGGCUGUAAUCCUUACCGUGCCAGUCCAUUAGUAAGGGGUAGUAGUCUACAUUCCUCUGUUUUGGAUCCACUUACAGCUCAGCUCCACUCACCCAAAUCAAUAGGCUCUCCCCAGCUAUCAUCACCUCUGGGUCUCAGUAACAGUUCAAGUGAAAUUCAGCGACUUAGUGAAGAUCUCAUGGCUGCCAGAACCAAGCUGGCUUCAUGGGAAGAGUCCUGGGCUCAAGCAAAGCAGGCUUGUGAUGCCUGGAAGAAGGAGGCAGAAGAAUCAGCAAAAAAGGCAAAGGAAGCCGAGCAAGGAAAAGUAGAAGCCAUUAUGAAAAAGGAAGAGGUAAAUUAAUUUGAACAGAAGUGGUAUUUAGAAUAUCCACCAAGAAUUUGUUGUUAGUAUUUAGGAAAAAAGUCCAUGAUUUCCUAAUUUGAAACUUAACUUUUAAAUGUUAGUUAAACUUGCCCAUCCCUCUUGGAAUGUCUAUGAUGGGUAACUGGACAUUUCGCACAAAAGACUUUUCACUCAAGUCUUUUAGCACAAGUUUUGGACUGUUCGCACAGUUCUUAGUGGUCAUUUUGCACAAUAAUCAUAAGUGAAAAACAUCAAUAUAAGGUAUACUGAUUGAUACUGAUGAGACAUUUUACCUUCACAUGAUCCAACGGCGAGAACUUAGACAUUUAUUUACGUAUUAACUUCAACUAGAUCAAAAUGCUGGUGAACACGAUCACUAUUCUUUCUUGAAGAAAGGAAAGGUACAAAUCUCUCUCCAUGAAAAUGUAAAGAACUCACUAUUCGAUCAACUACUUCUAUGUUUUCUUUGUUGAAUGAAAAACCUUUUAGUUUUGACAGUAUCAUCCACUGCAAAGUUAACAUGCAAACAUGACAACCCACGCUAAGGACACCAUGUUGAUUUCGAAAGUAAUUGUCACCAGUCUUCCCUCCUUGUUUGAUCGCCUUCAAAUAGCAUGUUUUAUCGAUCUGUAAGAGUUUCAAAUAAAGCUAUUGAAAACUUGCUCCCUAUAUCUUCAUUAUAUAAUGAAAAUUAGGCAUACUGGUAAUACGUACAGCAAAAACAGUUCAACAUUAAUAACUCGAUAUUCAGAGAGUGAUUCAGAUCAAAUGUCGGCACGUGCAAGUGUUGUGAUUUGACAACUUGAAUGUGUCAGCGUAGGUAGUAACUAGUGAUCUUGUAGAAAGGCAAGUUUGAUCUGUAAUAAUUUUAAAGAUCAUAAAGUUUAAUACAUCUAUCAAGUAGUAACCUUUCAAAUUAUUCUAAUAACAAUUACCUGAGCAAUGGAGAGUUCAGUAUUGAUCGAUAAGCGUCAUAGCAACCAUGAUGUAAACAAAUGAUUUCAUGAAAGUUUCAAGAAUUCAAAAUAAUUCAAAGAUUAUAUGCUAGCCGUUCAAUAAGUAAUCAUACAAGCUUAAGAUCAAAACAAAUAAAGAAAUUUAGAUGUACUAUAGCUUAAAUGAAUGUAGGAAAGGGCUAAAUUUCUACGAGUCUUGACCAAGUAGCGAGUUAAAAUAUGCACAAUUCCUUGGCUAACAUGGCCGUGAACUUGAAUUUUAUAUAUUUACACAGAAAUUUUGUAGAUAGGUCAUUUCUCCUUUUAAAUAAAAAGUGAAACAGUUUGCAGGUUUUUACUUUGACUUCAGAGGAGGGCGGAUUGGUGACAAUUACUUUCGAAAUCAACAUGGCGUCCUUAGCAUUGGGUCGUCAUGUUCGUUUGUUUGUAGUGGAUGAUCUACUGUCAAAACUAAAAGGUUUUUUGUUUAACAAAGGAAAAGUAAAAGAAGUAAUCGUUUGAAUAGGGAGCUCUUUACAUUUUCAUAGAGAGAAAGAUUUGUUCCUUUCUUCAAGUAAGAAUAGUGAUCAUGUUCACAAGCAUUUCGAUCUAGUUGAAGUUAUUACAUAAAUGUCUACGUUCUUGCCAUUGGAUUUAUUGAAAGUGAUAUGUGAAGGUGAAAUGUCUUAUCAGUAUCAAUUAGUAUACCUUUUGUAUUGAUGUUUCUCACUUGAAAUUAUUGUGCGAAAUGACCACUAAGAAUUGUGCGAACAGUCCAAAACUUGUGCUAAAAGACUUGUGCAAAAAGUCUUUUUUGCAAAAUGUCCUGUAUUCCUAUGAUGUCAUCUGGGGUGCUACUUAGUAUAUACUGCAACCACUCAAUAAUCCACCCUAGUGUGCUUGAUAUAUCCAUUUUUGGCCUGAACUCCAAAUAAUUUCAUAAUUUAGAGUGCGAGAUCAAAUUUUUGAAAAAAGUUUUGACAAUUUUUUUUUCUUUUUUUUGGGGAGGGGGGCCCAAUAAUUUUUACACCAUGAUAUUAUGAUUUUAAAAAUCUGAUAAAAGAAACUUUUUUUUUUACUUUAAUAAGAAUAGUAACAAGCUGGUAGUUACAUUUUAAUUGUAUGUUGAUUUUCCUUUUUCUUAGAUUGAAUCUCAAGUGGUAAGCUUGAGAAAAGAAAUGGAAGAAAUUAAAGGUGGCCCCCAUCUUCACACUCUCAACACAGUGGAUGAUGUAGGGGAGUUACCUCUGUUAGAAAUGAGACAGAUUCAUCGACAGCUCAGUUCAGAUUUAGAAAAAUUAAAUCAGGUGGGUAGUGAUAUCAAUAAUGUUUAUGUUGUGACCAUAUUACAUUUAGCCAGUAUGAUUUGUAGUUUAAUUCCUAAUCAUUGUUUAAGACAACAGGAAAAAAUGGGUGAAAUACAAGUGUGAGUUAUUUAAUGUCAAAUGAACAUUCCCAUUGUCUGCAUAUUAACUGAAAGAGAAAAUUUAAAGGAGUACUUGAGUUGAUCUGUCAGCAUGUGUUUACACUUUUAGAAGUCAAACUCAAAUCCCAAUGCCUUUACCUGUGAUAACUCCAUGAAAUUGUUUUAAAUGAACUACUGGCAUAUGUACUCUUAGUGGAAAGUUGGAGCAGAAUUUUUAACAGAGCUUGUUUAUUUCCCUUUGCAGGUGAUGUAUAGAAAAGUAGCUUUAAUUUGUAGUCUUUGUGAGGAACAACAGAGAUGCAUAAUGACAGCACCGUGUUCGCAUUGUACGAUGUGUGAGGCAUGUGCUUCACAAAGAUUGGAAUGCCCAGUGUGUCUUGUUCAAAUCACACAAAAAACUUUGAUAAAUAUACCCAUUUGAGGACGUAAUAUAUUGCAGUUAGGCAGUGUUUAGCCUGUUUUCAAUUAUUCCCUUUUAGGACUUGAUAUGAUGUUUAGAAAUCUAUGAAUUUAGCUUUUAAGGUAUAAUUAUUAAUGCAUAUAUUAUUCAAAGAAUAUUUCUUAGGGAUUAUGAAUGCUUGUUUCAUUUCAAAUUAUUAUUAUUAUUAUUAUUAUUAAUAAUAUUAUUUCCUUUUCGGUAAUGAAUUUAUUUUGAACUUGGAGGUCCAAACAUUUCGUGCUGGGUGUACAUUUAGUGUAUUUAUCAGCACUUCUUAUUCUAAGAAUUGCAGAGUAAAUGUCAAAAGAUAUGUUGUCCAUUACAAGACAGUCUGAGAGAGAGGAAUUAAAAACAGCUGUCAUUUCAAAACUUGAUAGUAGUUUUGGGAAUCAAGCCUUCUGUAAAAUUUCUUCUUACUCCACCUUCUCCCUCAGUUUCUUUGUUGAAUUACCAAAGCAAUUUUGAGUUGAGUAUGGAAAACUAUCCAGGGUUUAACCCUUUACAUCAGUAUAAAUUUUCUCCAUACUGUUCUCUAUGUAUUUCCUAUGGUGCUGACAAAGAGGAUUUGUUUAACAAUCAAGGGCCUCUAUAGUUGGCAAUCAUUUUCUUAUAUUCUCAUGAUCUCGAUGUUUAAUUUGGCAGUGAUACUGACAGGAGAAAAUAGUUACUAAUCACUCUAUGUAUUUCCUAUGGUGCUGACAAAGAGGAUUUGUUUAACAAUCAAGGGCCUCUAUAGUUGGCAAUCAUUUUCUUAUAUUCUCAUGAUCUCGAUGUUUAAUUUGGCAGUGAUACUGACAGGAGAAAAUAGUUACUAAUCACUCUUAGGGGUUAAAGGGUUAAACGUUGGUAUUGCUUCACUUUUGCAUCGGGAUGGCCUUUAAAAAAGUUUGCCAUCCUCUCAAUCAAGAUGUAGAAAGGAAAGUAAACAGCACGUGUCCAUUUACGUUUUUCUUUACUGAAACACUGCCUG